GGGCGGCCGCAGAGCUGCGCUCCUCUUCCUCCUACUUCCUGCUGCCAAAUACAGUAUGUGGAGUGACAAACCCAGGAGAGGCUUUAACCAUCUGGACCUUUAACAGAACCAAGAGGGAAACAUCAUCCUCCAGCUGACGUUAUGUUGCUGUGGACGUUUAUGACGCCGCUCCUGCUCACAGCUGCUCACAUGUGCCGAGCUCAGGGAUGUGAUGAAUUCACUGACCUGAACAUCGGUCAUUCUUUCCUGGGCACGAGCCUCAGGGUCAGACUCUUGCUGUACACCAGAGAGAACAGCAGCUGUGCUACCCUCCUGUCCCACACCGACUUCUCUGCGUACCCCAGCUUUAAUUUGUCCCGACCCACCUCCUUCAUCAUCCACGGGUAUCGACCCACGGGCUCUCCGCCGGUGUGGGUUCACGAGCUCAUGGCUCUGCUGCUGCUCAGAACCGAUGUCAACGUGAUAGUGGUGGACUGGAACCACGGAGCCGCCAAUCUGAACUAUCUGAAGGCAGUGGAGAACACGAAGCAGGCGGCGGAAAACCUCACGGCCUUCAUUGAACGGAUGCAGGAUUCAGGUGCUAAUCUCAGCUCCAUCCACAUGAUUGGAGUCAGCCUGGGGGCUCACAUGUCGGGGUUCGUUGGCGCUAACCUCAAAGGGGCAAUCGGAAGAAUUUCAGCUCUGGAUCCUGCAGGGCCUCAGUUCACCGACAAACCUCCAGAGGAACGACUGGACCCCGAUGAUGCCCAGUUUGUGGACGUUCUUCACACAGACAUUGAUGCUCUGGGCUACAGGAAGCCGCUGGGUCACAUUGACUUCUAUGCCAACGGAGGGACCGACCAACCAGGAUGCCCCAAAACCAUCCUCUCAGGUGGUGCUUAUUUCAAAUGUGACCACCAGAGGUCGGUGUUGCUCUACCUGGGUUCUUUAAACCGUACAUGUACCAUCAGAGCCUUUCCCUGCGACUCCAACACUGAGUUCUUGGAUGGAAAAUGUUUGAGCUGCGACCAGUUCGGUGCUGAUGGUUGUCCUGUUUUUGGCUAUGAUGUCAGCAGGUGGAAAAAUGUCCUGAAGAAGCUUGGCCAAACAAAAGCCUUCUUCACCACGAACGCCCAGCCUCCAUACUGCAGAACGGGCUACAAGGUGGAGGUGGUGGUAUGGAACACUGAUGUUCACUGGGGAUACAUGACCAUCAAACUUCACCACAAUGGAACAGAAGCGGUGGCCAACGUCGACCACAAAUCCUCAGAGUUCAGGAAGUUCACAGAGACCACACUGUUCGCCCAGUUUGACAAAGACGUCAAAGACGUCGAAAAAAUGUCAGUCACCUUCUCCACCGGCAACGUCUUCAAGCCUAAAUACAAACUACGAGUUCUCCGAGUCCGACUCACGCACUUGGAACUCGACAAGACAGCUCUGUGUCGUUACGACCUCCUCCUGGAGGAAAACAAAGAGGUCAUGUUCAGGCCUGUUCCCUGUGAGGAUGCCGACUUCUGACCCAGAUCACCAUCAGAUGUGGGCCAUGUUGGCAACCGGGCCGCACUGCUGGCUAUUAUAUAGCCCAGAAAAAAAAAUUGAUUUGAUCCUGACAACGGUUUUGGCAGAUCUACCACAGUGGGGCGCUACGUCAACCACUGCACGCCAUAGAUGGGAGUGCCAUACGGACUGGAUUUGGACCAGAAGAAAAAAGUCACUCCUUGUUCAGAAUGUACGUUUAAUAUGAAAGCUGAGAAAUGUGAUGUUAAACUGUAAAUUUUUUUUUUUUUUUUAAAUACUGAUUUUGUUUAUUACACAUAAAAAUAAGAGUUUUUAAUUCCAAUCCUUUAAAAUGUAUGAAUGGGAUUUAUUACAUAUUUAUUCUUGUAUAUUAAGUCAUACUUGCAGUGUUAGAAGAUGACCACCAGGAUGACGUUUGAUUUUAUUAUUAUUUUUUUUAAACAGUAUUGACUCCAAUUUUUUAUAUAUUAACCUGUGUUUCAGAUUGAACAUGUUUUUGUCACAGACCAACAGUUGAACUUUUUGGCAGAUGGUUAAAAACAAACUGAUUAUUUAAAAAAAAAAAUCAACAUGACAGAUUUGAACUCCACAGGUUCGUGAACAGACACAGCGUACGCAGCUUCUCUCUGUACAAUAUUUACAAUAAAGAUUUAUUUUUUACACA
This is a messenger RNA of Cynoglossus semilaevis (tongue sole), 2161 nucleotides long. Its product is annotated as lipase member H-like. The record is from RefSeq and is a predicted model, not a curated record. The transcript has 11 exons. Lineage: Eukaryota; Metazoa; Chordata; Actinopteri; Pleuronectiformes; Cynoglossidae. Bases 142 to 1497 code for a protein of 451 amino acids. Gene Ontology annotation, molecular function: glycerophospholipase activity. Gene Ontology annotation, biological process: lipid catabolic process.